UAUAAAACGUUUGUGUUAGUGACAUAUUGUCAUAAUAACUGGUGUAACGUGACGUUGACGUUACCACUGUUCUAUUUAUUUUUAGGGUCUGUUUAAUUUUGUAGUUUGUUUAUUGAACUAUAGAGAGAAAUUGGGGGACUUAUCUGAAAAUAAUAGGUUAACUAUUUCGGCAACCAGUGAAGGUAUUUAAAUCCACAAUGGGUGUUCCAGCGUUCUUUCGAUGGUUGAGCAGAAAAUAUCCCUCUGUGAUUACUCCUUGUGCUGAAGAUAAACCCGUUGAUGUUAACGGCGUUCGUAUACCAAUCAAUACGGCAAAUCCAAAUCCUAAUGGAGUUGAAUUCGAUAACUUAUACCUGGACAUGAACGGGAUAAUACAUCCUUGUACCCAUCCUGAAAACAAACCAGCACCGAAAAACGAGGACGAAAUGAUGAUUGCUAUAUUUGAAUGCAUAGACCGGAUGUUCAGUAUUGUCAGACCAAGAAAAGUUUUAUAUAUGGCCAUUGACGGAGUAGCUCCACGAGCUAAAAUGAACCAACAGCGUUCUAGGCGAUUCAGAGCCUCAAAAGAAACUCAGGAAAAAAUACAGGAAAUGAAGAGAAUUCGAGCAGAGCUUUUACUUAAAGGAGCUAUCCUGCCACCGGAAAAGCCAAAGGAGGAACAUUUUGAUUCUAACUGUAUUACACCAGGUACCCCUUUCAUGGCGAGAUUAUCCGAUUGCUUGCAUUAUUACAUUCACGAGAGGCUGAACAAUGAUCCAGGGUGGCAAGGUAUCAAAGUUAUCUUGUCAGAUGCAAAUGUUCCUGGAGAGGGCGAACAUAAAAUUAUGGACUACAUUCGCAAACAAAGAGCUCAACCGGACCAUGAUCCCAAUACUCAGCAUUGCUUGUGUGGUGCAGAUGCGGAUCUGAUUAUGUUGGGAUUGGCGACGCAUGAACCAAAUUUCACGAUUAUUCGAGAGGAAUUCAAACCAAACCAGCCAAGGCCGUGUGAACUUUGUGGACAAUUGGGACAUGAAAUGAAAGAUUGUACAGGGGCAUGCAGAAUUGAAGAGGUUGUUCCAGAUCAUUCUUUGAGCUCUGAGGUGGAAUACAUAUUUGUCAGGUUGAAUGUCCUAAAGGAAUACCUCGAGAAGGAACUUCAGAUGCCAAAUCUGCCUUUCAAAUAUGAGUUUGAGAGGGUCAUAGAUGACUGGGUGUUCAUGUGCUUCUUUGUCGGCAAUGAUUUCCUACCACAUCUACCCAGUUUGGAAAUCAGAGAAGGCGCCAUAGAUCGAUUAGUGGGGCUCUAUAAGGACUGCGUUUAUAAAACUGGGGGAUACCUGACAAACAGCGGUGAAGUUAACUUGGAGAGAGUUCAACUCAUCAUGUUGGAAUUGGGAAAAGCUGAAGAUGAAAUUUUCAAGACGAGGCAACAGAAAGAGAUUCAAUUCAAGGCGAGAGAAAAGGCAAAGAAGCGACGUACGGAUAGCUUCAAUGCCCACAGACCCAAUUGGAAUCUUGUACAAGACACUCAGUUUGCGCCUCAAGCAAUCGGACAGCAGAGAACCGUCACGAAUGCCAGGCAAGAGGCCUACAAUAUUCGUAGGGCAGGAAUGCACUCGCAAGCAGAAGUGAAGCUACAGACAACUAACGCGAAAAACGCAUUGGAAGCCAUGUUUAGACCAGCAGGUUCUGAACAAGAUGCCUCUGAUACCAGGAAGAGGAAGUUGGAGGACGAUUUAGACGAGGAAGAGGUUCAUGAUGAAGUUAGAUUGUGGGAAGAUGGUUUCAAGGAUCGUUAUUAUGAGUCGAAAUUUGAUGUCGGCCCUGAUCAGAUGGAAUUCAGACAUUCCGUGGCUUUGCAUUACGUCAGAGGAUUAUGUUGGGUGUUGAGGUAUUACUACCAAGGAUGUGCAUCGUGGAAAUGGUAUUUUCCAUAUCAUUAUGCACCUUUCGCUUCUGAUUUCUGUAAUAUUGCAGGCCUAAGUACAGAAUUCGAAAUGGACACUAAACCAUUCCGACCUUUAGAACAACUCAUGGGAGUGUUUCCUGCAGCUAGUAGCAAACAUGUGCCAGGUCCAUGGGCGGAAUUGAUGUCAGAUCCGGACUCUCCAAUUAUCGAUUUUUACCCGGAAGACUUCAAAAUAGACUUGAACGGCAAAAAAUUCGCGUGGCAAGGCGUAGCCCUCCUUCCGUUCGUAGACGAAAAAAGACUUUUCAAAGCUCUGGAACCGUAUUACAAGAAGUUGUCACCGGAAGAAAUCAAACGUAACAUGAGAGGAGACGACAAACUCUAUGUCUCAAAGAAGAAUUCUGGUUAUGACGUGUUGACCAAUUUAUAUACUCAGAAGGUGGAUAAGAAUGCCGAGUGUGCAGUUUCGAUUGACGGUAUGAGGGGAACGGUGCUAGUUUCAGAAAUUUGUGUCCGAAUUGGAGGAAUCUUGAAUUCUCCAGUGAGCGACUUGGCACCCCUGGAAGAUAACGUGGUGUGCUGUGUAAGAUUCAGAGAUCCCGCAUAUAAGCGAGGUUACAUUUUCCAAGCUGUCAAACUAAAAGGAGCCAAAGAUCCCCCUAAAGUUUUGAAACCUUCCGACCUGAAUCCUCAACAACAACGGAAUUGGAGACCACAGAUAGGAAUGGCGCCUUCUACACAAAGGGCACAUUUGGACAUAUCUGGCCACAGAACAAUAAAUCACUAUACCCCAAAACCUCAGGGACAAUACGGCAAUGUACCACCACCAAAUCAUGGCAGAGGGGGCUAUCAAGGAGGCGGUAGCAAAUACAACCAGAGGUCCUUCGACAAUCAUGGUUCUUCCUCGUACCAAGAACAAAGCUACGGCGGCAGAGGGUACAACAAUUCUGGAAGCUACAACAAUUCUGGAAGCUACAACAAUUCUGGAAGCUACAACAAUUCCAGGGGAUACGGCAACUCCGGGAGCUAUAGCUCCGGAUGCUACAACUCCCGGGGCCGGGGCAACUCGAGAGGAGGUUACAAUAAUUCAGGUAACCACAACCAAAGCUACGGUCAACAUCAGAGUCAGAAGAGACCGCCAGGACCGUAUCGGGAUUCAUACGAAUCCUCAAAUAGAUACAGCUACAGGAAAUAGGCGGGGACGAAGAUAGGAAUUCAACGGGUGAUUGCAAAUGUACAAAGGGGUAUACUAAGUAAAGUCUGGUACAACAGUU
Leptinotarsa decemlineata (Colorado potato beetle) is the source of this 3165-nucleotide messenger RNA. RefSeq names its product 5'-3' exoribonuclease 2 Rat1 (gene Rat1). Gene Ontology annotation, cellular component: nucleus. Lineage: Eukaryota; Metazoa; Arthropoda; Insecta; Coleoptera; Chrysomelidae. Gene Ontology annotation, biological process: nuclear-transcribed mRNA catabolic process. The record is from RefSeq and is a predicted model, not a curated record. Gene Ontology annotation, molecular function: 5'-3' RNA exonuclease activity; RNA binding; zinc ion binding.